AUGAAGCAAUCCGAGAUGAAUGAUGAGAUUAAGAGAUUGGCUGGAUUCCCACCUCUCGUCACCAUUCUCAGGCUAAUGAUUGGACCUAUGUGUUCCCAAGUGACAAGUACUUUAUACGGCAUUAUUAAUACAAUUUGGGUUUCAAAAUAUGUUGGAGAGGUUGGCAUGGCAUCAGUGGCUCUCGAUAUUGCAUGGGAAGGUAUAGCAAGAUCGUUCGACUUGUUCUUAUUGACAUCUGGCAGUACACAGAUCGCUGCUUUAUUUGGCAAAAAUCAAUCUGAAGAAUGCGGACAAGUUAUAUGUGAUUUAUUGCGAACAGCUCUCAUUUUCGGUUGUAUUGUUCCUGCAAUACUUCUUCCUAUCAACAAACCUUUGAGUAGAUGGUUCGGAGCAAACCCUGAAACAAUUCAAGGAGCUUAUGAUUAUAUGCUACCACAAUGCGUAGGAAAUGUAUUUACUUGCAUCUUUCUUGCAUGUUGCGGCUUCCUUCAGGCAGAAGGUCGUACUUUACUUGUCGGAAUUAUUGAUCUUGUCUGUUUAGGCAUCGGAAUGGGAGUUUUGAAUCCAAUAUUCUUAGGUGUAUUCAAGUUCGGUGUUAUGGGACCUGCAAUUAGUACAAUUAUUGCAGAUGGAGUUCCAGGAAUACUUUUGACCAUUCUAUUCUUUAGCGGUAAGUUCGGUGUCAAGCCAAAACUUAGUGGCUUCUUGAAGCCAUUCUCAUAG
Molecule: messenger RNA, 723 nt
Organism: Trichomonas vaginalis G3
Lineage: Eukaryota; Parabasalia; Trichomonadida; Trichomonadidae
Product: multidrug resistance protein YPNP-related family
Exons: 1
Coding region: 1-723 (240 amino acids)
Biological process (GO): transmembrane transport
Cellular component (GO): membrane
Molecular function (GO): antiporter activity; xenobiotic transmembrane transporter activity
Source: RefSeq, a predicted model, not a curated record